Phycomyces blakesleeanus NRRL 1555(-) is the source of this 568-nucleotide messenger RNA. RefSeq lists its product as hypothetical. Gene Ontology annotation, biological process: pyruvate import into mitochondria. Gene Ontology annotation, cellular component: mitochondrial inner membrane. The record is from RefSeq and is a predicted model, not a curated record. The transcript is spliced from 5 exons. NCBI's taxonomy places the organism in Eukaryota, Fungi, Mucoromycota, Mucoromycetes, Mucorales, Phycomycetaceae. The coding region runs from base 1 to 381 and encodes 126 amino acids.
AUGUCUCAAGUCUCGGGUUCAAUCACCAACCGCUUCAUCCAGAAGGUUUCCUCCAAGGAAUUCAGAAGCUACUUUUUGAGCACUCACUUUUGGGGCCCUGUCGCCAACUGGGGUAUUCCUAUUGCUGCCAUCUCUGACUGGAAGAAGGACCCUGAACUUAUCUCUGGAAAUAUGACUGCUGCUCUCUGUAUCUAUUCUGGUCUUUUUAUGCGUUUCGCUUUGGCUGUUCAGCCCGUAAACUAUCUUUUGUUCGCUUGCCACGCUACCAACGAAGUUGCUCAGCUGGUCCAGGGUUAUCGCUACAUUGACUACCACAAGCUCGGUGGCAAGGCAAAGCUCUUGGAACAGCAGAACCAAGAAAAGGCUGUUGCUUUGGAUUAAAAUGGAUGUCUUGAUAUAUAAAUAUUUGUAGUAAUUAUGUACCUCUCUUAAAAAAAUUGAAAAAAGUAUAAUUAAAAAAGACUAGAAUACAGAAACAGAAAAAAGCAAAAAAAAAUAAGAAAAAGUGGAAAGAGAGAGAGAGAGAGAGAUACGUAGUACUUGAAGAAGAAUAUUUGAGACUUUCAAA